Saccharomyces paradoxus is the source of this 963-nucleotide messenger RNA. It is a transcript of the gene AME1, whose product is annotated as Ame1p. Lineage: Eukaryota; Fungi; Ascomycota; Saccharomycetes; Saccharomycetales; Saccharomycetaceae. The coding region runs from base 1 to 963 and encodes 320 amino acids. The transcript has a single exon. The record is from RefSeq and is a predicted model, not a curated record.
AUGGAUAGAGACACUAAACUGGCUUUUAGGCUAAGGGGCAGUCAUUCAAGAAAGACAGACGAUAUAGAUGAUGAUGUUAUUGUAUUUAGAACCCCGAAUGCGCUUUAUAAAGAGGAGGACUCGCCCAUUCAAUCACCUGUUCAACCCCUUUUGUCUUCACCAAAACGUGCAAAUUCUUUUGAGUUUCCUAUUGAUGCUACUAACGUAAAUGCGCAGGAUCGCUAUGAACAUGAGUAUCAGCCCAUGGAUGCAGAAGACUACCCCACGGUCGAAAGUCCUACAAAUGAAUCGCCGCAAAGUGUGAGGGAUGAUGAAGAUCUCACUACUCGGUAUAAUUUCGAUGAUAUACCUAUUAGACAGCUAUCAUCCUCCAUCACUUCUGUAACCACAAUUGACGUGCUAUCUUCUUUGUUUAUAAAUUUAUUUGAAAAUGAUUUAAUUCCACAAGCCUUAAAGGAUUUUAAUAAAAGUGACGAUGAUCAAUUUAGGAAGCUAUUGUACAAAUUAGAUCUGCGGCUCUUUCAAACUAUAUCAGAUCAAAUGACUAGAGAUUUGAAAGACAUACUGGACAUAAAUGUAUCGAAUAAUGAGCUCUGCUAUCAAUUAAAGCAGGUACUUGCUCGAAAGGAAGAUUUGAAUCAGCAGAUAAUAUCGGUACGAAAUGAAAUCCAAGAGUUGAAAGCCGGUAAGGACUGGCAUGAUUUACAAAAUGAACAAUCUAAAUUGAACGACAAAGUGAAGCUGAAUAAAAGGUUAAAUGAUUUGACAUCUACUUUGUUAGGCAGAUACGAGGCGGGUCGCAACAUCAGGAGCCAGGAUAGCGAGGACGAUUCAAUACGGGAUGACUCAAAUAUUUUGGAUAUCGCACAUUUUGUAGAUUUGAUGGAUCCGUAUAAUGGACUUUUGAAAAAAAUUAAUAAAAUUAAUGAAAAUCUUUCUAACGAAUUACAACCAAGUCUAUAG